This is a messenger RNA of Sceloporus undulatus (fence lizard), 3516 nucleotides long. RefSeq names its product venom factor-like. The coding region runs from base 16 to 3210 and encodes 1064 amino acids. Gene Ontology annotation, biological process: complement activation; inflammatory response. The record is from RefSeq and is a predicted model, not a curated record. Lineage: Eukaryota; Metazoa; Chordata; Lepidosauria; Squamata; Phrynosomatidae. Gene Ontology annotation, molecular function: endopeptidase inhibitor activity. Gene Ontology annotation, cellular component: extracellular region. The transcript has 26 exons.
CAAUGAAGAUUUCACAUGUCUAUCACUGCAAGGUACUUCUAUGGGAAGAAAGUAGAAGGUGUAGCCUUUGUCCUCUUUGGAGUGAAACUUGAUGAUGAGAAAAAGAGUAUUCCAGACUCACUCAGGAGAAUUCAAAUUGUUGAUGGGGAAGGGGAGGCAGCACUCACAAAAGCCAUGCUUCAGACCCGAUUUCGCAACACCAAUGAGCUUGUCGGACACUCUCUCUACAUCUCUGUAACAGUGAUGACAGAGUCCGGAAGCGACAUGGUGGUGGCUGAGAAAGGAGGCAUUAGCAUCGUGACAUCCCCCUAUCAGCUCCACUUCACAAAAACCCCAAUGUUCUUCAAGCCGGGGAUGCCCUAUGGACUGAUGGUAUACGUCACCAACCCUGAUGGCUCCCCAGCUACUCAGGUCCCUGUGGUAUCAGAGCCCAUUCAGGCUCAGGCCACCACCCAGAAUGAUGGGACUGCCAAGCUGAUCCUGAACACACCAGCAAACAUCAAUGAGCUAAGAAUCACCGUAAAAACCAAAAAAGAGGAGCUCCCAGCUGAACGCCAGGCAACCAGGACCAUGGUGGCAACAGCCUACCAAACCCAGGGAGGAUCUGGGAACUAUCUCCAUUUAGCAAUCACAGCUACUGAGCUCAAGGCUGGGGAUGACUUGCCUAUCAACUUCAACGUGAGAAGCAACAAUCAAAAUGUGCUGAACCAGGAAGGAGAUUUCACCUACAUAAUCGUGACUAAAGGGAAGAUACACAAGGCUGGGAAGCAAACCAAGGCUGCCGGACAGAAUCUAGUGACCAUGUCUCUGCCUAUCACUCCAAAUCUCAUCCCUUCCUUUCGUAUUGUGGCUUACUAUCAUGUGGGGAACAAUGAAAUUGUGGCCGACUCUGUCUGGGUGGAUGUGAAGGAUACCUGCAUGGGAACGCUGGUUGUGAAAGGAGCAACUGCGGCUGACAAUCGAAUUCACCAGCCAGGACGUCCAAUGAAAAUCAAAGUGGAAGGGGAUGCAAAUGCUCGGGUUGGUCUUGUGGCUGUGGACAAAGCUGUCUAUGUCCUGAACAGAAAGUAUAAGCUGACUCAGACUAAGGUUUGGGACACGGUAGAAAAGAGUGACAUUGGCUGUACUGCUGGCAGCGGUAGGAACAACAUUGGGGUGUUUGAAGAUGCUGGGUUGGCCCUGGAGACCAGCAACAAACUUUCCACAAAACAAAGAUCAGAUUUAAAGUGCCCCCAAGUUGCAAGAUGGAGACGUCGCCGCUCUAUACAGCUCCUUGAAUCUAAAACAAGCAAAGCGGCCCAGUAUGCAGACAAGACCCUAAGGAAGUGCUGUGAAGAUGGCAUGUUUGAGAAUCCUAUGGGGUACAGCUGUGAGAAGCGUGCCGAAUACAUAGAUGAUCAGAACGAGUGCAAAACUGCUUUCCUUGAAUGUUGCCGCUUUAUUAAAAGCAUACGGGAUGCGAAUCAACGAGAAGAUCAACUGCAUCUGGCAAGAAGUGAUAAUGAAGAGUUUAUCAUGGAUGAGGAUGAUAUUGUCUCCAGGUCUGAAUUUGCAGAGAGCUGGUUGUGGGAAACCAAAGUGCUGACUGAACGUCCAAAUGCUCAGGGGAUCUCAUCCAAGACAGUGUCUUUUUACCUGAAGGAUUCCAUCACAACCUGGGAGGUGUUGGCUGUGAGCAUUUCAGAAACAAAAGGGAUCUGUGUGGCUGACCCUUAUGAAAUAACAGUCAUGAAGGAGUUCUUCAUUGACCUAAAGCUGCCCUACUCAGUAGUGAGGAAUGAGCAGGUGGAGAUUCGGGCUGUUCUCUACAACUAUGGAAUGCAAACAAUCAAGGUGCGAGUGGAGCUGAUUCACAACCCAGCCUUCUGCAGCGCUUCCACAGCCAAACAACGCUACCGUCAGGAUAUCAUUAUUAAAAACCAGUCCUCCACUGCAGUGCCAUUUGUACUGGUCCCACUGCAACUGGGACUCCAUGACAUUGAGGUCAAAGCAGCUGUCUGGAAUGUGAUGAUGGCGGAUGGUGUGAAGAAGAAGCUGAGGGUUGUGCCUGAAGGAAUGCAGAGAAUACUUACUAAUGUCAUUCAACUGGAACCCGAUGUAAAAGGAAAAAAUGGAGUCCAGGAAGAGUUGGUGAAAGCUAAUCCUUUAGUGGAUAUUGUUCCUGGGACGGAAACCGAGACCAAAAUUAGCAUCCAAGGAGACCCUGUGGCUCAGAUUGUUGAAGAGUCCAUUGAUGGAAGCAAUCUGAAACAUCUCAUCAUAACCCCUUCUGGCUGUGGGGAGCAGAACAUGAUCACUAUGACACCUUCAGUUAUCGCCACCCUCUAUCUUGACACCACCGAACAAUGGGAGAAGGUCGGUGUGGGUCGCAGGAGUGAGGCAAUCAAACAGAUUGAGCAAGGUUAUGCCCAGCAGAUGGCAUACAAAAAAACAGAUCAUUCCUAUGCUGCAUGGAUAGACCGUCCAUCUAGCACUUGGCUAACAGCGUAUGUAGUGAAGGUCUUUGCCAUGGCUUCCAAGAUUGUAUCUACUAUUAGUGUAGACAUUGUCUGUGGAGGUGUGAAGUGGCUGGUUCUAGAGAAGCAAAAGUCAGAUGGGACUUUCAUCGAAGAUGCCUAUGUGAUUCAUGGAGAGAUGGUGGGAGGCUAUAAAGGUGCUGAACCAGAGGUGUCAUUAACAGCUUUCGUCCUGGUUGCAUUGCUGGAAUCCAAAAGCCUCUGUAAGGAUCAUGUCAAUGUAAGUACAUCUGUAGUGAGAACGAUUAAGAGAGGUGGCUGUUUCUCAAUUUUUCUGGGCCAUCUUCUCUCUGCUCCUGAUUCUAGGUAUCUUGGUGAAGUUGAUGCUACAAUGUCAAUCAUUGAUGUCUCCAUGCUCACUGGUUUUGCACCUGACGUCAGUGACCUUAAAAGGCUUUCUAAAGGAGUUGACAGAUAUAUUGCCAAGUUCGAAAUUGACAAAGGCUACUCUGAAAGGGGGAACCUCAUCAUUUACUUGGACAAGGUCUCUCACUUGAAAGACGAAUGUGUACAAUUUAAAAUUCACCAGUUCUUUGAAGUUGGUCUCAUUCAGCCAGCUUCAGUGAAGGUCUACAGCUAUUAUAAUCUAGAUGAGCAGUGCACCAAGUUUUACCAUCUGUCCAACGAAAGUGGCCUCCUCAGUAAUAUAUGCCAUGGAGACGUUUGCCAAUGUGCAGAAGGACAGCUCGCGUGAGCUCUGCACGCCCCUUCUGCUGGACAUACGAAGAACACCAAGGCUGCCUUUAUAAAAACUGCUCUUCCCUCCACUUGUUGUUUUUGGAGGACAAGGAGGACUUUGAGGCUUGGCUCCAGAGGCCACUCCCUUCCUUCUAAUUAUAUCCUGCUGGAGGUAGGAAGAAUACCAAGGUGGGAGAGCCAAGAUGGCACUGGUGUGAUAGGAGGUGUUUUUAAUGAGCUCUGGGGUAUUUUUCUGUUCUGUUAUUUUAUUUUGAUUGUGCUGUCCAAAUGGCUGUAAUAAAGUUAUUAUUAUUAUUUUGAU